AUGGAUACCGGCAGCACACAAUGCCCAGAUGCGCAACAAGGUCCUGCUGCUGGUGGUGGCGCCAUGAGCAGCAGCAGCAGGCGGCAGUCGUCACUUCGUCCGCCCUCCUCCGGCCGCCCCGAGCGGAGUGGCAGUGGCCUUGGAAGCCCGGGAGGCCCGGGAGGCCCGGGGGCCGGUACGGGAGGUGGUGGCGGUGGUGGUGGUGGUGGCGGUGGUGGUGUUAGAGGCGGUCGCGGCCGUCGCUCCUACCAGUACAAGUACCGUGCUGAGGCGGUGCGGGAGGCAUAUCUUAGUGACAAGGAGUCCAGAUUGGCCAGCACCCUGCGUGACGCGCUCAAGUCGCUGUUCUCCGAGCCCCGCCUCCCCGACAACCCCUACUACUACCUCGCCGCGGCCCUGGCGGCCCACGUGGAUCAGUCCCGGCUGUGGAAGGCGACCGCGGCGGACCUGCUGUCGUCGUACGACGUGGAGGGCAGCUUGGAACCGCUGUACGGCGAUUUGCAGCUUUGCAAGAUCUCCAACUUCGGCCAGUGCUUCGGACUGCCCCACGUGCUGAGGGUUGUGUCCAGGGAGGGUUCCUCCUUCCUGUACGACGUUCUGAUCAACAACUUGCCCGAGUGUCUUUUCCGCCCCAGUCCCGUGUUUUCGAGUUACAUUGAUGGGCUGGAAUACAGCCUGCAAACCCUGUGCUCAGUGCAGGGCUCUAGUGCGCUGUGGAAUCCCGCUCUCCUGGAAUUUCCGGAGUUGGAGAUGCGCUGCGAUGUGGUGAUUCGCGGUGGUAAGCUGGAGGAAGCUCUAAAACAGUUUGUGGGUAUGGUGGUGGCGGACGCCCGGGAGUUAAACCAGAUCCCGGUUUACUUCGUGGACGGAGUCACCAUUCGGGACGGGCCGGCGACCAUGCCUAAUCCUGAGAAGGAACCUUUCCGUUUCUGGGUGCCCCUGGAGUCGGUUUUGGAUUCAGCAGGAGAUUUCGAAAAGACUGCCGUACGGCUGGUGCUGGGAGGCAAGGUUCUGACCCUCCACUGUGUUUUGUUGGUGGAGUCCCCCUCCGACCACACCGACCCCAGCUCACGUAAAGUGCUGCGGUACGAGAUGGCGAGAAAGACGUACCUACUGCACUACCACAGUGCACUCACACGUGCCUAUCUACGUACAUCCCCCCAACAAGCAAAUCCCAACUGUCAAGUAACUACACAACUGCCAACUAACAAGACCAGCCUCAUGUUUUUGUCGUUGGAUGCGCUCUGCCCGGUCGCUGAUCAUGGUACGGCAACGGUACGGUAUGGAUGUUACGUGGUAUCGUACAGUGACCUCGAUGCUCGGCCGUCGCUGACGCAGCCCAUGUCACACUUUGGCUGCAACCCGUACGACGCGCUUUACGGCGGUUACUUUUUGGACGUGAGCUCAGCCCGGCAGUACGGCGCCUUAUACAUGAGUACGGACAGGCAGCCAUACCACCGGGACAACCUAGCAAAGCAGGUAUAG
Volvox carteri f. nagariensis is the source of this 1485-nucleotide messenger RNA. RefSeq lists its product as uncharacterized. The coding region runs from base 1 to 1485 and encodes 494 amino acids. The transcript is spliced from 11 exons. Lineage: Eukaryota; Viridiplantae; Chlorophyta; Chlorophyceae; Chlamydomonadales; Volvocaceae. The record is from RefSeq and is a predicted model, not a curated record.